AUUAAUGGUUUGUUGGUUGACUCAAAGCAUGAGUUUUAAUCUCAGUUAUAAAAUCCUUCUGAUCUUGAGAAAGUAUAUAUCAAGAAAGCCAUGGCUGUUCAUCUUGGGAAAGCAUAUCGAAGAUGAGAGGAAGGUAGUUUAGUACAUACCAUGAAUGAAAAGUAUAAUUUUUCUUGGCCUUGCAUCAAGAUUCUUUCUUUAGUAUUUGUAUUUAGGCGGGAAGGUUCACGCUCCGAGACGGCGCGGCACAAGAGAUGAUCAGGAAGUCGGGCAACAAGCGACACCGGACGGGGAUAUGGCACUGGUGCUGGAGCCUUCGUUCGCUCAAGCAAAUCCAUGGUCUUAUGGUCGUCCGUGGCUUCCUCUCCGACCCCUCCGCCUUGCGCGAGCUCAUCUUCUGCUCCGCCAUCUCCCUUCCUGGCGCCAUGCACUAUGCUCUUCAACUGUUCGAUCGAAUUCCUGAUCCAGAUCUCUUCAUCUGGAACACCGUCAUUCGCGGUGCUGCUCACACCAUGACUCCGCUCGAUGCUAUUUCCCUCUUCGCCCGCAUGGAACGAUCCUUUGCUCGACCCAACAAGCUCACCUUUCCCUUCCUACUACGAGCUUCUACGAAGCUCUCAUCUCCUUUUCUGGGUUCCCAGUUCCAUGCAAAAAUAGUUAAGUUUGGUUUUGAAACAGACAUCUUUACAAAGAAUUCCCUUAUCAAUCUUCAUGCAAAUUGCGGUGAUCUUGCAAUUGCUAGCUCUCUUUUUGAUGAUAUUGCUAGAAAAGAUGUAGUUGCAUGGUCAUCUUUGAUCGCUGGAUAUGCAAAGAGAGGCCAACUGAAUGUCGCUCGACAGUUAUUUGAUGAAAUGCCUUGCAAGGAUUUGGUUUCAUGGAACGUGAUGAUAACCGGGUAUGUGAAGCAAGGAGACAUGGAGAAUGCAAGAGAGCUAUUUGAUGAAGUGCCGCAAAGGGAUGUCGUGUCUUGGAAUGCGAUGAUUGCAGGGUAUGUUCGAUGUGGGUCACUCAAGGAAGCAAUGAAAGUGUUUGAGGAAAUGCAUCAAGCCGGAGAAAGGCCUGAUGAGGUUACAAUGCUGAGCUUGUUAUCUGCUUGCGCCGAUUCAGGAGCUUUAGAUGUUGGUGAGAAAAUACAUCAGUCUAUUUUGGAGAUUUAUCCGAGAAGUACUAAUCUGAGUAUCUCCCUUGGAAAUGUGCUGAUUGACAUGUAUGCCAAGUGCGGGAGUAUUGACAAAGCCUUCAAGGUCUUUAGAGGGAUGAGAGAAAAAGAUGUAUCGACAUGGAACUCAAUCAUUGGUGGCUUAGCUUUCCAUGGGCACGCGGAAGAGUCUAUAUCUCUGUUUGAGGAGAUGAGGAAAAAGAGCACAAAGCCGAAUGAUAUCACUUUUGUGAGUGUCCUCGUCGCCUGCAGUCAUGCGGGCAUGGUUGAAGACGGUCGUGAGUAUUUCAAACUAAUGAGAACCGAAUAUGGUAUCGAACCAAAUGUUAAGCAUUAUGGAUGCAUGGUGGACAUUCUUGGACGUGCAGGGCAUUUAAAAGAAGCAUUUGAGUUUGUGAAGGAUAUGAAGUUUGAACCGAAUGCCAUCGUGUGGAGGACGUUGCUUGGAGCUUGUAGGAUUCAUGGAAAUGUCGAGUUAGGAGAGUGUGCAAAUGAAGAGCUUCUCAAGCUGAGAAAAGGCGCGAGUGGGGAUUAUGUGUUGCUGUCGAACAUAUAUGCUUCAAUGGGUGAAUGGGAUGGAGUAGAGAAGGUGAGGAAAUUGAUGGAUGACCGAGGAGUGUCAAAGGAAGCUGGUUGUGCUCAGAUUGAAGGCGAAAACUCGGAGCUCAUUCGAUUUUUACUACGGCAAACAAAGAGUUAAAAAUGAAACAUCGAUGAUUAUCUUCUUCUUGAAUUGAUCAUCUCAGGUAAGCCAUGUCAAUUGUGUGUUGUAGUAUGAUAUGCAUUAGAUUUGCAAGGUGAUUUUGUAGGAUUUUGGGGGUUCAUUGUUAAAUUAUGGAUGAUUUACUGUAAGUUUCUUGUAGGAGUUGUCAAAAAAAAAAAAUUAAGAACACUUUGAAGAGUUUUAAUUAGUGGCAAAAUUUUCUAACAAAUUGAUGUAUAGGAGUCAUAAAUCAUGAUAAUGGGUUUGGACGUGGGGUAAAUUGUAAUUAAAA
Molecule: messenger RNA, 2154 nt
Organism: Dioscorea cayenensis subsp. rotundata (Guinea yam)
Lineage: Eukaryota; Viridiplantae; Streptophyta; Magnoliopsida; Dioscoreales; Dioscoreaceae
Product: pentatricopeptide repeat-containing protein At5g15300-like
Exons: 2
Coding region: 255-1859 (534 amino acids)
Biological process (GO): RNA modification
Molecular function (GO): RNA binding; protein binding
Source: RefSeq, a predicted model, not a curated record